AGUUCAUGAACGGAGAAACAGCUGGCUCCGGGCGACCACUCAGAAUGAAUGUCCGGGUCCUCUCCAACUCUACGGGCAUCUCGACAGACCGGUGGAAGCAGCUGUUUGCUCGGUUCGGCUUCUCCGAGUACACCGUGAACGAUCACGUGACCGCGAACGAGCAGGCUCUUGCCCUGGUGGCGUACCUGUCGCGCCCCGAGGAGAGGCUGGCCAUGCGGCGGGUCCUGGCCUGGAACGUCCUGCGCUACCUGAUCGGGCCCAAGGCGGACGUCGUGGCGGCGUUAAACUCGACCCGGGGUGAAGAAGCAGUUCCACCCAAGGACGCGGUUAUGCCAACGCCGGAGACAAAGUGUCAGCGACUAGUAGAGAGACUGAGUGGCUUGCCGCGAAGGGUCUUCGACUUAUUCGAAGGCGAGGAGGCAGUGUCCGCAGCGACCAUUUCGGACGUGACCAGCCUCAUGGCAGAGCUCCAGGACGCCGUUGCGUCCAUCUUCAAAAAUGGCGCGACGAAGGGCAGCUCCGUCGCGGCCAAAGGGGACUCGGCGCUUUCCCCUACAGCCAGUUCUACGACGUCACAAGCGGGGCUGUUCCCGGGUUCCAGAAGACUGGACGCUCACGCCAGACAUCCUUUCGCGGCGCUGGGAGGCGCUGUAAAGAGCACGGCUGGAACUGUGCUUGAGGGGCCCGGAGGCAGCUUCCCCAAGCGCUGGCUGCGCCGCCUCCGCGCAUGGCACGCCCUCCCCCCGCUGGCGCAAGCGCUGCUUCCGGCGAUGACGUCGGCGGUCAGCGUCGACUCGCCCGCCACCUUCUUCCGGCCACCUUUCUACGUUCCGCGAGCACCGCCGGCAUACAACCUCGCGGCGCUGGGUCAGGUCAUCGCCCGGGCCCUGGCGCAUGAGCUGGUCGAGCGGCGCCGUGCCAAUCCAGCCAUCGGAGAGCGCUGGCGUACUUUCUGGGAGAGCAGCGACGCCGCCGACAGCGACAGCACGUACUGCGUGCACGCCGGCCUCAACACGAACGACACCUGGCGGCAACACAGGCUUAACGAAAGCGAGCUCGCUGACAGGGCGCGCCUAGACGAAGUCCUGGGUUCCAGGAUAGCCUACGUAGCCUUCCAGAGGACCCGCCUCGCCAUCGCCGGGGCUGGUCGUCCGACGACGGAGCUACCGGGAGUGAAUCUGUCGAGCAAGCAGUUGUUCUUCGUUAUGCACUGCGCACUGGGAUGCGCCAUGGGAGGGGACCGAGAUUCCGUCCGAAGCCCGGCUGACCACCACCAGCGUUGCAUGGUCGUUUACCAGACGCGAAAGCGUCUCGUCGAUCGACCCUGCGGACAGCUCGCCAGUGGGAACAUUCCGAACGAUUGCCGCUACAUAUAAGCUGCUAUUAAAGACAAUC
This is a messenger RNA of Dermacentor andersoni, 1395 nucleotides long. RefSeq lists its product as uncharacterized. Lineage: Eukaryota; Metazoa; Arthropoda; Arachnida; Ixodida; Ixodidae. Gene Ontology annotation, biological process: protein processing. The record is from RefSeq and is a predicted model, not a curated record. Gene Ontology annotation, molecular function: metalloendopeptidase activity. Gene Ontology annotation, cellular component: plasma membrane.